GAAUUUAAUUCUUUUCAAAUUAACCUAAAAAAAAUAAAAUAAUUCAUUUUAACUUCUACCAUUCACCGGCAAGGAUCUCCUGAGAUUUUAUUUCACAAACCCCCUUAAAAAACUCUUUCGUUAUUAACUCUAAUAGAUCUGGCUUUCUUACGUAAAUUUUCGGCAUUUGCGAAGAUGUCGUUGCCGCGUGUUUAUUUCGACAUUGCUGCAGGAGAUGAAAAAAUCGGGCGGAUUGUACUGGAGCUACGUCCAGAUGUGGUGCCCAAGACGGCAGAGAAUUUCCGAGCUCUGUGCACUGGAGAGAAGGGUUAUGGCUACAAGGGAUCUCCUUUCCAUCGUGUCAUACCGAAUUUCAUGUGCCAAGGUGGUGACAUUACCAGAGCGAAUGGAACUGGUGGUCGUUCCAUCUACGGUAACAAGUUUGCCGAUGAGAACUUUGAGCUGAAGCACACGGGCCCGGGUAUCCUGUCGAUGGCCAAUUCUGGUGCCAAUACCAAUGGAUCCCAGUUCUUCAUUUGCACUGGGAAAACCACUUGGCUGGACAAUAAGCAUGUGGUUUUUGGCAAGGUUGUCCAGGGCAUGGAUAUAGUCCAGAAAGUGGAAUCCUAUGGAUCGAAGAAUGGAAACACAAGCAAGAAGAUCGUAAUUGAAGACUGUGGGGCUCUUUAGGAAGGGAGAAAAGUCAUCUUCACUAUCUUGAAUAUAUAAUUUCUUUUUCAAAUAAGAUCAAAAUCACACUUAUUACAAAAGCACUAAAUAUAAAUGUCACGAUAUACUCGAGCAGAUACACGAAUUUCAAAAUUAUAUUACACUAAACAAAUUGAAAAAAAUAUAUACAUAUAUUGAAAA
Molecule: messenger RNA, 849 nt
Organism: Drosophila kikkawai
Lineage: Eukaryota; Metazoa; Arthropoda; Insecta; Diptera; Drosophilidae
Product: peptidyl-prolyl cis-trans isomerase
Biological process (GO): protein folding; protein peptidyl-prolyl isomerization
Cellular component (GO): intracellular membrane-bounded organelle
Molecular function (GO): peptidyl-prolyl cis-trans isomerase activity
Source: RefSeq, a predicted model, not a curated record